Caenorhabditis auriculariae is the source of this 1580-nucleotide messenger RNA. The record is from the annotation of a GenBank genome assembly. NCBI's taxonomy places the organism in Eukaryota, Metazoa, Nematoda, Chromadorea, Rhabditida, Rhabditidae.
AUGGCUCUCCCGGGAAAGGAGUUUUAUUUUGCCAUCAUGGGACACUUUGAUCAACCUAUUUUCGAGCUUGAUUUUCCGUUGGUUGAGAAGAAAACGAAAGAAUCGAUCGACACAAGGUAAUGAUUUAUUCUACUUGAAUUUUGAUGAAGUUUGAUUUUAGACAUCUGAAUCACUACAUCGGGCACGCGGCACUUGACGUCAUUGAUGAACACGCUUUGACCAGCCCGAGCAUGUACCUCAAGGUACUUUUUUCGUGUUAUGGAACCAGUGUGAGCUUAUGUGAUCAGAAAAUUGUGAGAAAAAGUUCGAAGUUAAUGACAAUCUAAAAAUUUUUUUCGGGGGUUUUUUUGAGCCUUUAAUUCUAUUUUACAAUUUUUUUAAUGGAAAAAAAUAUUAAAUUUAAUGUCAUUUUUUUCUCAAAAUCCAAAAUUUGAAUCAAUAAGUAGUCAUACCAUGCUAACUUUACACGAUUUUUGUUUUUCUUCAAGCUAGAAAAUAAUUCCGUUCGAAGCGCGCAGGAUGUUAUUCUGUCUGCUUCUUGUAUUCGACCUAGAACUACCGUUUUAUCAAAGGCGUAGACAAAGAUAAAAUCGCGCGCCUCAAAAAGAAGGCUCCGUGGCUCAGAGAAAAACGAACAUCGUGACAAGAAUGGCCAAUAUAAAAAAGUGGAGAUUUUUGACAAAAAUAUAGCUUGAAAAUGUUCACUGAUAGUUACAAAUUUCAGCUCGUAGACAAAUUUAACGAAUGGCAUGUUUCGGCUUUUGUCACAGCGAGCCGUAUCCGUUUCAUUAUGCUUCAUACACAAAGAUGUGACGAAGGCAUCAAACAGUUUUUUCAGGUUUGUCUUUGUCUUGUUGUUCGCUUUCAAGAGGUUCAGUUGAAGAUUUAAAAAAAAGCAGAGCUGUGGAUGGCGCACAAAAUCGGCCCACAAUCAGUCGCAAUCUUGAAAUUUUUUUAUCUCAUUUUUUUAAAUUAUAUCGCAUAAUUUAUUUAAAUAACGAAUUUUUUUACUCACUCUCUUCUUCGUUUAUACUCUCUGCAAAAAAAUUUCAAUACGGAGAGGCUGUAAAAGUGACGGUUUUUCGACGCUUCGCGACCGCGUUAGAACUCUAUGGCCUACCCGGCCGGCCCAUCGCAAAGUUCUGAAUGAAAAUUUAAAAAAAAAACCCGUCCUAUCCGGGAAAUCCGGCCAUAAUAAUUUUUCUGUAUAGCUUUAUUUUCGAAGUUCGUUUUUGUCCGUCAAGGUGAAACAUUUAUUUCAUAAAAAGGAUCGUUUUGGAAAAAAAAAUUGGAAACAAUGGAAACUUCCUUUUACUUCCCAAUAAUCUACGUUUUUUUUUAAAAUAUGUUUGGAAGUAGAAUUUAUAUUUACUGCUUUAAAAGCUUCUUUCAAAAAUAUUCAGCAGGUUCAACCCUUUCAAAGACUUUGAAGACUCUCGAUAUGUCCAUUUAUUUUACAGGAAAUGUACGAGACAUACAUCAAACACUCUAUGAACCCUUUCUACGAGAUCGAUUCUCCGAUCAAGUCAAAAGACUUUGAGCAAAGAGCGACGACUUACGGCCGAAAAUAUUUGAUCUGA